AUGACAGUUGCCAUGGUUCUGGGCAUUGAUGAAGAGAGAGGACCCCUGCUUUACAAGUGUGACCCAGCUGGACAUUUUUAUGGUCACAAGGCAACUAGUGCUGGUAUGAAAGAGCAAGAAGCAAUCAAUUUCUUGGAGAAGAAAAUGAAGGAAAACCCUGCCUUCACAUAUGAUGAAACUGUGCAGACUGCCAUAUCCGCUCUGCAAUCUGUUCUUCAAGAAGACUUCAAGGCAACUGAGAUUGAGGUGGGAGUUGUAAGAGCUGAUAACCCUAUCUUCCGUUCCCUGGAAACGGAGGAGAUCGAGGAGCAUUUGACGGCCAUUAGUGAACGCGACUGA
This is a messenger RNA of Thlaspi arvense, 339 nucleotides long. The record is from the annotation of a GenBank genome assembly. NCBI's taxonomy places the organism in Eukaryota, Viridiplantae, Streptophyta, Magnoliopsida, Brassicales, Brassicaceae.